This is a messenger RNA of Oldenlandia corymbosa var. corymbosa, 1313 nucleotides long. Lineage: Eukaryota; Viridiplantae; Streptophyta; Magnoliopsida; Gentianales; Rubiaceae. The record is from the annotation of a GenBank genome assembly.
AUGAGAGAAAUUGCUAAAUCUCUUAACCAGGAGGCGGAGCAGAAUUAUUCUUGGUCCCAUCUUCCGCAAAAUGUCCUUUCUUUGAUGUUAUAUUAUCUCUCACCUAAAGGAAGGUGUGCAUUCAAAGGCACUUGCAAAUCAUGGCAUAAUGCUGAAUUGUUAAUGCCGCCAUCACCCAAUUCACCUAUCUCAACUUGUCACUACUAUCCAAGCUUAAUGUCUACCUUUUGCUACAUGUCAAAGUAUAAAUUUUAUCAUCCCAGUAAUGAUGAGUUUUUCUAUGCCAGUGCUCCAGGUCUAGAAGACACAAAGGUUCGGUGCGCAAGAUUUGGUUGGUUAUUAAUGUCGCGCCCAAAUCUAAGUUUGUUUUUCUAUAAUCCGAUCACAAGGCAAAACAUUGAACUCCCACAUAGCAGCACUGUUUUUACAGCCAUGUGCUUUACAUCUCCACCGACUUGUCCAGAUUGCCAAGUUUUUGGAAUUUCUUAUGAGCUGGAGAUGGGAGUCAUUAGACGUGGAGAAAAAUCUUGGGAAGUGCAAGAUCACAUGAUGGCCAAUGGUAUGUUAAAGGUAUCUACCCACAGUCCUCUUUACUACAAUGGCGCAUUUUAUUGUUUGGAUCUUGAUGGAAACGUUGCUGUCUAUCAUCCCCUAGAUGAUGAACAAACAAGAUUCAAGCUUCAUUAUACCAAUUUGUUUAAAAGGGUAGAAGGGAUGCAACAAGAAGAAAGAGAGGGGAUUCAACAGAGUUUUUUGUUAGAGGAUAAUGGAAAAUUGUUAGGAGUUUUCAAUCGCUGUGACCGUGGGAUAACUGUUCAGUGCUUAGAUCUUGCAAGCUGGGAAUGGCGUCCAGUACUAGAUUUGGCAAACAAGUGUUUGUUCGUGAGCCAUAGUGCGUCAUUUGUCAUGAGUGAUCCUACUACCAAAGGGAUUGGUAACCGAGUGUAUCUUCCCAAGUUUUACAAUAGAGUUGGAGUGUUUUAUUGUUUGGAUGCUAUGAAGUACUUCUCUAUUACUCGCAACUUUUGUAGCAAAACAUCAUAUGACUUAGACGACGGGGGAGAGUAUGCAGCUUGGAUUAAACCCAACUAUGAUGUAGUACCAGAGGCACAACUUCAUUGGUAAUCAUACAACAAUCUAGUUAAUCUGUCAGUAUAACUAUUUGCAUUCUUAUUUAAAUUUACAGUUUUAUUCCAAGUAGUUCUGAUGCAAUUGUACCUUUUUAUUCAUAAUUUUAUUCCAACUUGUGUUGCAGUUUUUUGCUAUUAUACUCAAUGGAAAGUCUAGACAGCUAUACCACAUAUGGAUUUAGU